ACAAUUGAAGCAGCUUCUCUUGGAGAAUUUUGUAAUGGCACCAUGAUAUGUGACUAUACUGGAGGACUGUGUAUUGCCUCGAACUGUGGAUGUGACACAGGGUAUGGGGAAUAUAAUGGAGAGUGCAAAUCAAGUUCUAUCACAGUGUCCUUAUCAGGGCCAAUCAGCAGUGUUAUGUAUGGAACAUCAACAAGUCUCCCAGCAAAUAUCACAACAAGUGUAGGUGUGACUGCAGUAGCUUGGCAGAAGGUCGGAUCUGGUGGAAGUCUUACAGCCUUAACUGUAAACUCUACAAAGUACACACAGACAGGUGACCCGGGGUCUGGUACAGUCGUACUAACCAUCAACAACCUCGAUUACACUGAUGAAGGCAGUUACCAGGUCCAAGUUAACAACAGUCUAGGGGAGACUAAUACCAGUAACCAGGUGUCAGUGGAUGUGGCUGGAGGUCCCCCCAGCGUCAGUGUAUCAGGACCUACCCAGUCUGAUGGGAGUGUAACCAUCGGAUGUAAUGCUACUGUAACAUCUGAUUCUCCAGCCAUCACAGCUAUAAAGUGGACAAAAGAUGGAAGUGAUAUAGACAUAGCUACCCCUAAUGGUAAAUACGCUGGAGGAACUGUAAUAAGUCCAUCUCUGAUCAUCAAUACAGUAGACAGCGGUGACGCAGGAGUUUACCGUUGUGUGGCCACUAAUCCUGCAGGAUCCACUACAAGUGACAACAAUGUGACUCUAGCUCCUCCCUCUGAUGUCGUAGUCACAGGUACCACAUCUGUUGUUCAUAAUUCCACAGCGACAUUCAAUGGUUCCUACACCUCAGUGCUGCCAUCUGUGACCAUCAAAUGGCAGAAACUAGUGACGGAUAAUAAUUAUGAGGACAUUAACAUUAGUUCAUUAGAUGGUAAAUAUGCAGGGAGCAACAUUACUGGAACCAGCCCUAAACUCGUGAUCAAUUCGGUAAAAUUUACCGACGGGACAUUGUAUAGGAUGGUGGUCAGUAAUGGAGUGGGAUCUGCCUCCAGUGACCCAGUCGCAUUGGCUGUAACUGGAGGUGGGUUGACUGUAACCACGGGCCCGAAUGUCACAGGUAGAUAUGGAGGGAGUGUAACCAUUGUAUGUACUGUAGAGGGUCCAGAGGUAAACAAUAUACUGUGGAAAAAAUACAGAGAUAAUAAUCAUCUUCAAGACAUCACCACAGGUGGUUCAAAAUACACAGGAGGAACAGUGUCAAUUCCAUCUCUAACAAUAAACAACCUGACUGAUGAUGAUAUUGGACAGUAUCAGUGUACAGCUAGUAAUCCUGGUGGAACUUAUCUAAGUAAUAAUAAAGCCACAGUCAACGUACUCGAUCCACUUCCACCUAGUUCUAUUUUAUACAGUGAAAGUUCUUUUGCUCACAACAACCUCACCUUGAAGUGGACUCCUCCAUCCAAUACCUUCUUUCAUAUAUAUGAAGUAAUGAUUGACAGCACAAUACAGUUUACUGCAGAUAGUAAUCCAAGGAUCCAUUUUACAAUGAAAUCAUUGACCCCUGGUAAAUACUAUGUUGUCAGUAUCGUGACAAUCAGUGGUACAUUGAGUGAUGAAAAGAGGAGUACAGCCUACAAUGAGACGAUCAGAAUUACCCCAAUAAAACCAGGUCCACCUAUUAAUCUAAGCUGUCCACAACAUCCAAAGGACAUCUCUUUAGAAAUAUCUUGGGAGCCUCCUGUCAACCCAAAUGGACAGAUUGUGAUGUAUCAGAUUCACGUAAACCCUGGAAGUCCUACAGGUCUUACUAUCAACACAACAAACAAUGUGACAAACUACAAUGUCAUGGGGUUAAGUCCAGAGGUAAUGUAUAAUUUCACUGUGCGGACAAUCAAUGAUGCAGCAGAAACACAGAAAGUUAGUUAUCCCAGUGAGGUUAUCAUCUGUUCAACAAAACACGGAGUAUCUACUCAUCCAACUAAGUUGAUUAUAAGUGAAAUUGGUAGCAGAGGUUUUAAGAUUAGUUUUGAAAAACCUGUUAAUGUGAGCGGUCAGCUAGCUGGAUACAGAAUCAUUAUCUUGGAAGGACAGACAUGUGUACAAGAGAUCCUUCUUGUAGGAAACUGUCCGCAAUGUAAGGAUAUAAUUGACUGUGAAAACCCAAAGUUCAUCCAAUCUGACGAUAUAAACCAGCCUGUGGUACACCAAGUAACAGAUCUUAAACCUUACACCCACUACAUUGUUAAAGUGGCAGCAGUGAAUGGAAACGGUGAAGGACGCUUUGAUAACGCAACAGCAAAGACUGAUGAAGAAACUCCACAAAAACCUGGAAGUUUAAUAGCAACUAAUAUAGAAUCCAAGACUCUUAGAUUGUCUUGGGAUGUAGCAGGUCCUUCACCUGGCAACACAACAUACACUAUAGAAGUGCAUGAAGGGACUGAUGAGACUGGAACAAACUUUAUCCUGAAACAACCAAAACGAAACACAUAUGGUUUUCGCAUGAAGUCAUUGUCCAUAACUGAUCUGGAGGAAUACUGGCCGUACAAGUUCAAAGUUAUCGCUGCUACAGUUAAAGGGAUUAAUGCAUCAGAUUUAUCAGAUAUUGUCAGAACAAAACAAGCAGCGCCAGGACAAGUAGAAAACUUUAAUAUCAAAAGAAGAGAUGGAUAUUACAGAAUGGCAUAUGUUUUAUGGAGCAUCCCGUCACCAAGAAAUCGGAAUGGUGUCCUAGAAAACUAUCAUUUUAAAAUCCUUCAUAAUGGGACAGAGAUAUUAAGAGCAACCAUUCCAGUCUCCCUCUCAAUACAACAUGUUGAACAAAAUUUUACAGUUGUACCAGAGGAAACAUAUACUGUAACGGUAUAUGUCACAAAUAAUGAGAGUAUGUCAGGUCAGGUUGUCCAACAAACCUAUACGGUACCUGCUGGUCAUGAUGGCAACCGAGUAAAGUUUUCAGAAGGGAAGAAGGGUUCACAGAAUGACUAUAUAAAUGCUAGUUUUAUUUUGGAACAAAACUAUAUUAUGACCCAGUAUCCUCUACCAAAGACAACUGGACAUUUCUGGCAAAUGGUGUGGGAACAGAACGCACCCUCUAUUGUGGUACUAUCUGAUGACAGCAAUGAAAAUAGCAAGGGUGAGCAGUAUUUCCCAGUCACCGAUGGUGCAGUGCUUUCCCUUGGAGGAAUUGACAUAAAACUGCUUGCAACGUUUAAUAUUCUUGAAAGAGCGACUUUACGUAAAGUCAGGUUGUCAAAGAACUCAUUUUUGCGCGGAAAGGAACUGAAGAAUGUAAACCACUAUCACGUGUAUGGUCUGAAAAUGGCGAAUUUAUCCGACGAACUACUAAGUUGCAUAAACCUGGUUAAAUCGAACGAAAAAGAUGUAAAUGAAACAGGACCAUUAAUUGUGCAUGGAGGAUGCUCUGGGACUGACUAUAGUGGAGUGUUCAUUACAACGGAUUAUCUGGUUAAGUCAAUAGAUUCAGGUGCCAAGGAUGUCGAUGUAUACCGGACAGCAUUGAGUGUUAUGAAUGAAAGAAUGUCCGCAAUUAAUACGGAAGAACAGUAUUCAACAAUUUAUAUUUGUCUUCAAAAAUACCUUGUCUCGAAAGGAGAUGUAAAAACAUAUUAUGAAAAUUCUGAAAGAAAAAGUGCAGCUGGUACAUACGAAUAUCUGCCAUGA
Saccostrea cuccullata (small rock oyster) is the source of this 3648-nucleotide messenger RNA. RefSeq names its product phosphatidylinositol phosphatase PTPRQ-like. Gene Ontology annotation, molecular function: protein tyrosine phosphatase activity; protein binding. Gene Ontology annotation, biological process: protein dephosphorylation. The record is from RefSeq and is a predicted model, not a curated record. NCBI's taxonomy places the organism in Eukaryota, Metazoa, Mollusca, Bivalvia, Ostreida, Ostreidae.